Molecule: messenger RNA, 2416 nt
Organism: Rhizophagus irregularis DAOM 181602=DAOM 197198
Lineage: Eukaryota; Fungi; Glomeromycota; Glomeromycetes; Glomerales; Glomeraceae
Source: RefSeq, a predicted model, not a curated record
AUGUCUUCUACACCUUUUAUUGAAAUAGACUGGUCUUCCGCUUCACAACAUUCUUAUCCUCAACUUGGUGACUUUAUACUGCCUGAAAACGACUCAGCCAUAAUAUUACAUAACACUGAGCGGUCAACAGUACUUUCCGCUAAGGAUAUUCUUUCCCUUGAUAUUGAUGAUAUUUAUCCUUAUAUGUACUCAACUCUUCACUUCAAAGACAAUGACUUGGAAGAAACCUAUAAUGAAAACGAAGAUGACUAUUUUCAAGAACUACUAAAUACUGCACUAAACGCUGAAAUACAAGAAGUCAGCCAUGGAGGAAAUGAUAUACCUCCAGUUUACGACACUCCUUUAACUCCUAUACAGGACAACAUUCCUUUACCACUACUGGAUACUACGCCUCCCUCAGAUAAUUUACCCACAAUUUUAACUCCUAUACAGGACAAUAUUCCUUUACCACCACUGGAUACUGCGCCUACCUCAGAAAAUUUACGCACAAAUGAGAAAAAAAAUACUUUGCUGGUCUCCCUGAAAAAAUUUCACGUGACUAUGCCAAAACGUUCCGGUUAUAACAAGAUUUACGAAAUUCGCCGCUCUAGGAGUUUCUUUUUUGAGCUUGCUGAUCAUAAUCAAAACACCAAUGAAAUUCAUUUGAAGAUACACACGAAUGAUUAUCAUAUGAAAACUAAACCGAUUAGUUAUAAUAACACAAAAACAUCGCUUUCACUUUGGCAUUUAUAUACCUUGACCCUUAUUAAUAACCCUGAACAUUUUCAUAAGGACACACAAUGUGGUAUUCCUACUCCUUUCGUCAUGUCACAUCAUAGACACGCAUGCGUUAUACAUCAACGCACCUUUUCACAAAAUCAUUGUUUUAAAAAUAUCAAAAAGAAACCUUUACCUAAAUCGGACGAUAUACCAACGGAUUUCAUCAAUACUAAAUCAUCUUACGCCAAUUUAUUAUAUUACAGAUGGCUUAAUGGUAAAUCAAAACGUAUUACCUCUAGACGACUGGGUAUUUCGUAUAACAGCGAUAUUCACGCUAGAGAUCUCUCUACAACAUUCAAAAAAGGCAACAGACAUAUGUAUCGAAAAUGUCUGACCAAGUUCCAACGUGAUUUGUCUCCUAAUUUACGGACACAAAAGCAACAAGAUAUACGUUUCAAGCGCACUUGCCGUCGUGUAUUUAAUAAAAUGCGUUUACCGCCUGAUCGUAAGGCUACUAAUCAGGACUAUUUAGCGAUAGCACGCAAAUAUCGCUUUGUAUUCAUGAAAAACCAAAAAGUCAAAAUACCUAUUCGACAUUUAUCAUACAAACAAUGUGAUUCAAUCCCGAACGCUGACGACUAUUCGUUCUUGGUUCCUUACUUCGCUACGGAUUUCAACCAUAAACAACAAAUCAUGACGAAACUCACUCAAGCAUCAUCAUCUACUGGCCCUUCUGCACCACCUGAGAAUUACAAUCCAAUUCCGGAUGUGUUUAUUCCUAAAAAAUAUCAUGAUAUUAUACCUAAAGACCCGAUUUAUAUGAAUAAUCGUUAUGUGGUUCCUGGAUCUAGAGAAUGGUUUACUUAUAUGUAUAACGUUGAUGAAUCUUAUUAUCCACCAGAGAGUAGUACCCCACGUUACAACGCUAAAGGGAAAUAUGUAGCCAGAACUCCAGUAUACCGUUCAGGAGUAGUAGAAAAUUACAUACCAUCACAUAUAGUAGAAAAAUCUCAACUACGUAGAACUGAAAAAAUAAAGGCGGAUGCUUUAACAAUAGAGGCAGCAUACCAUGGGACUACUCCCAAGCAUUAUAAUACUCAUGCUAAUAUCAUCAAAUCCAUAACAGACGCUUCAUAUUAUUUUCACGAAAGCACACCUGGUUAUUUAGCCAAAAGAAAACAGAUUCAUGACUCCGGUCUCAGUAUUGAUAUGUUAGAUAAAAAGCAUAAUAAAGCUAUUAAAAAUCAUAAUCUCCAUACUCAAGGAGCUAUCGAAGAGUGGGGUCCUGUAGGGGAUGACGAACAAAGAAACAUCAAAAUUCCAAGAAAAUUAUUUCCCAAGAAGAAAAAAAAUAAAAGCUUACCAAGAAUAUGGAAAACACAAGCUUUCCAAACUGGAGACGGCCAGGUUUUAUUUUUAUUUCAUAAAAGUGGAGAUUUUUUCUUUGUUUUAGCCUUCGGACAUGUUAGAUUUUGAUGGAACAGAGCAUGGAACUCAGAAUUCAGCAAUUUUUGAUCUGGGGAUUUGUUUUCUAAGACCGGCUCUUCUGAUUUUUAGACGUUUGGAAUUUUGCAUGAAGAAUACAGCUUCGAACUCUGAAGAAACCUAAUAUUCUGGUACUUAGAUUAAAACUGCGUGACACAAAUAUAAAAUUUGUUAAUACGUACAUGUACAAAUUUAUAUUCAAAAUAGCUCAUAAUUGGAAUAUAUUUAAUAU